Lates calcarifer (barramundi perch) is the source of this 3838-nucleotide messenger RNA. Its product is annotated as proline-rich protein 7. Bases 1888 to 2838 code for a protein of 316 amino acids. The record is from RefSeq and is a predicted model, not a curated record. NCBI's taxonomy places the organism in Eukaryota, Metazoa, Chordata, Actinopteri, Centropomidae. The transcript has 3 exons.
CAGACCGCAGACAGGCUGAGCGUCACGAAGCGCUCCUUCUGCCGCUCCAGUGAUGGGGGAGGAAGGGAGGAACUGAAUGAAGAGAGGGAGAGGGAGAGAGGGAGGAGCCAGGCUGUCAAGGUGAACCGAUAAACCUCUCUUUUUAUUAGCCCUGACGCCCAAAACACGACGCGCAGCUCCUCCAGCAGGGAGGAGGAGGAGGAGGAGAGAGGACAGGGAUCGGAGGAGCACUCAUCCUUUCCACAGGGUGAUCAUCUUGACCGGAGCCGGGGGGAGACAACAGUCCGCAGACACUGGGAGAAGGGGGAGGAAAGUGAUGCAGGGGAAAGUCAGUGUUUUGUGAUUUUUAAAAAAGAUAAAUUUGGACGUAAACUUGGAUGGCUCGGAGUGAGUGGAGUGCGUCAUCUCGUGUGAAACGGCCGAGGAAUUAAAAGAGCGGCGUGAGGCUGAGGACUCCCGCCGGGAUCUGAGAAGGAAGAAUCUGGUGUCCUGGCGGUGCAGACGGACCCCCGACUCCAACCCCCUGCGGUCCUGAAGGGACCAGCUGUUUGACUUCACGUGGAUGAACUGGCCUGACGAGGAUUCACACAUCACCUCUGGGGGUUUUUGGCGCUUCUGAUUGGUUCAUCUGACCUCCAACUCUUCUUCUUAUUUUUAUUUUUCUUCCUGUCUCUCUAAAGUUCUGCCUUAGAACUCAGAUGACAAUGCUGCUGCAGUUUUAUUUCCCAUCAGAAAAGCGGAAAAGGUUUUCAGCUGCUGCGCCGUUAUCAGCCUUUCAAGAAAACUGAGAGAGUGGAUUAUUGAAAGGAGUCUGGAGCCUUUUGGAGAAUUUAAAUGGAUGUUUAAACACCAGGGAAGGCGCAGAGUUCAUCUGUAGUCCUGAGGAAUAACAGUGUGUGUCUGUCAGUUUGUGAAUGUGUUUGUUCAUCCUGGAGAUUCAGACACAUUUACAUCUGAAUGAGGAUGAGUUCAGGCACAUCUGGACAUGUACACAACAGAAAGAAAGAUUCAAAUUUCCUGCAGGUUGACCUGAAGUGUUCUGAUUCAGUUACCAGAUUUUUUACCACUCAGCAACUUAAACUGUGAUUCUUUUGAAGUUGAAAUGAAUUCACCUUCAAAAUUUCUAAAGCACAAAGAUUUCCUUUGAAUAUUUUAGUGAAUGUGGUGGAGCUGGUGCUGUAGCAUACAAAGUUUAAACAUAAUUUGGACAUUAUUUUUAUACCCAGUGUCUAUUGUCACAUGUAACAUCCUGUGAUUUACAUCCAUUUCUCUGUAAACUAGUUGGACAGAACUGGUUGUGGUGAGACUAACGAGCUGCUGCUGCUGUUUCUGAGACAAUUAACCUCAUCAUUAACAUUUGGAGGAAAAAUUUAAUGAGAUUUUAUUCCAUUAGAACACAUGCAAGUCCACAUUUUAUAAAGGAUGUUGCUUUUUAUCGACUGUCGGCACCACCGAGACUGUAACUGCAGAAUGUUUAAUACUCAGACAUGUGACAUUUAUUUCCAGCGUCCACUGAACUUUCCUGGUUUUCCUUAAAGGUUUUUUAAAGAGGAACCGUUUGCUCAAUCAUCUCACCAAGACAGCAUUUGAAUGUCUGUUUAAAUUUGUGAAUUAUUGAGCAAGAGAGCCGCCAUCUUGAGGAAGUUUAAGAGUUUUAAAGAAUUUAAAAAUUUGAAUUCAUCAGCUAUUAUCAACACUUAGCACCUGCAUUUAUUAUUUUAGUUCCCGCUGUGGAUUAUUAUGAGCCACACUUUGGCUUGUUGAACCUGGAGAGACGAAUCAGAAGCUUCACAGCAUCGAGAGGACACGUAUAAUCCCAUCCCGUCCAUCUGAAAUCACUUCUUCCGACCUCCGGGGGGAACUUGCUGCCCACAUCCCAUCACCGCCAUGGUGAUGUCGCAGGGCACCUACACCUUCCUGGCCUGUUUCGCCGGCUUCUGGUUGGUCUGGGCCCUGAUCGUCAUGCUCUGCUGUUUCUGCAGCUUCCUGCAGCGCAGGCUGAAGCGCCGCCGCGAGGAGAGGCUCAGGGAGCAGUGUCUGCGAACGGUAGAGGUGGAGCCGCUCAGCUGUCACCCCGCAGGAUACCCGCCUGCUGCCCCACCUCCACCUCCGCCACCACCACCGCCUACGCAGCUGCCCAGGGAGCCACCGCAGUUCUGCCCUCCUCACACCCUGUCGUCACCGCCUGUUCCUCUGCCGGUUCCUCAUCCCAUGCCACAAGCAACCUGGGUCAGCAUGCCAGACACAGAUAUAUUUGGGAAGCCGCCCUGCUACGAGGAGGCAGUCCUGAUGGAGGAUCCUCCUCCGCCCUAUAGUGAGGUCCUGGCUGACCCAAGGGGGGGCACCUAUCUGAAGCCUGUCCCGCUCCGAGCAGCGCCGCCACUGCCUCUUCCGCUGCCUCUCAGGGAACACCAGGAUCCCGUUCCAGUGUUCACGUCCGAGACCAGCAAGCUCCCCUCGGCGACAGUGUUCCCUGAUCGGGGCUACUCCUCCCUGAUCCGCCUGCCUUCGUCCCAGCGCUGGGACUCCCUGGGUCACCUCCUGUCCAACAUGGACCUGAACCACAACAACCUCGCCCCAUCGGGCGGCCGCUCACUGCAGGCGGCCGCCGCGAUGGCUACCAUGCCCCGCAGAGAGCCCAGGACUCAACAUGACAGACUUGGGCUCCAAGGUGGAAUACCUGGACUCCAAGGGGGGAUACAAGGACUUCAAGGGGGGAUACAGGGAUUCCAAGGAGGGCUACAGGGGCUUCAGGGGGUUCGUGGACUGAGGGGACUGGAGCCCAGCUGUGGCCUGCCCACAGCCUUCCCCCUGCUGGGUCGGAGCACUGCUGUCUAGGCUGUCUGAGGAGCCUCAGGCAGGAGAUGUUUAAGGACGGACUUCCUGUGUUUUCGCCUCCUGCUCAGUGUUUACAGCACUAUCACCAGUACAAGUAGAUUUAAUUCCCUCGUGAGAGCUAGAAGAGGGUUAAAGUACUGCAAAGGCGUCAGGAGCUCAGUUCCCCGUGCAGCUCGGUGGGCGAAGGGUGCCACUUACUGUGUGUGUGUGUGCAGGGGGGUUAAAAGAGGAAAUUACACACCGUUUCAAACCAGUGUUGUUGAGUCACUGAGGUUUCCUGGUGUUGUAUCCAAGUUAAUCGAGUCAAGGUUUCUUUUGGAGAGCAGAGGACGAGUAACGAGGAAGAGGAAGAGCGACAAGCACAGCUGUUUCCCUACCUUUCACCCAGACUCCCUUCCUCCUCCCCCCUCUCUUUCUUUCCUUCUGUCGCCCUCUCAUUCUGUUCAUCCCUCCUCUCCUCUUUCUGCACCAGAGCAAACCUAUUGUACCAGUCUGCUGUUGCCAUGGCUCCCGGGAACUGUCUGUUGCCCACGACGACCUCUCCUCUUUUAUCUGCUCUGAUUUUUUGAAGACUCUGUUCGCAGCUUCGCCUCCUCUCACAGACUAUGAGCACUAACACUUUACAACAAGAACACGUGGUGACUCUGGGUGGGACUCGACCACCGUGUUUGUGACAUUUUGUUUACAGUCAAAACACUUCAGAAAAAAGGUAGAGAACGACAAGCUAGCCAGGACUGUGAUUUGUAACAUGCUGCUUUGUUGUUUUCAGUGUCGUCUUUAAUCGUUGUAGUUUGGCCUCAACCUGUCGUUAAGGCUCUGUCUGUGGUCACUGGGCCAUUAAUGUGAAAAACCUUAUUUUUCACCUACAAAUUUAUUAUUCUUUUCAGCUUUGUGACAAACACCUUUUCUCUUGUGUGAUAAAAACAUCUCCACCUGUAAGGAUUCUUCCAAUAAAAAAUAAAAAAGGGUCAAAAUGUCAAAAUAAAACAAAUGAAACUUU